Messenger RNA from Chaetomium strumarium, 1596 nucleotides. Its product is annotated as cytochrome P450. Lineage: Eukaryota; Fungi; Ascomycota; Sordariomycetes; Sordariales; Chaetomiaceae. Gene Ontology annotation, molecular function: iron ion binding; oxidoreductase activity, acting on paired donors, with incorporation or reduction of molecular oxygen; monooxygenase activity. The coding region runs from base 1 to 1596 and encodes 531 amino acids. The transcript has 10 exons. The record is from RefSeq and is a predicted model, not a curated record.
AUGGUAGAGCACCCUUGGACGAUCUGGCGGGCAGGUCGAGCAGCAUCACUGCUCUUCGCCCUUGCCCUUGCGGCGACAGUUUUGCUUUACCUAGUCAGGAACCGUAGGCGCAUCUACGGGUUAUGGUACCUCGUGCGCGGGCCCCAGGUCAUUGACAAUGCCUACGCCAAGGCAGAGGGAAAGGCGUUCAAGGUCGCGACGCCAUCCAACGACCACCUGCUCGUCACGUCGGAUGACCUGAUCCGAGAGCUCAUCGAUGCUCCGAUACAGCAGCUCUCGCUCCAUGCGGUGGCAAAGGAGAUCUUGCAACCCAAGUACACCAUGUACGGCUUCGAAUGGCAGGAUCAGCGAGGCGUCGAGGGCACCGGCUUUGUUCGAGCUCUCAGGAGCCUGCUCACGGCCCAUUUGCCGUAUUUCCAGCCCACGCUGCAGAGGAUUAUCGAGAACUCGUUCUCGAGAGAACUCGAGCACCCCGGGGCUGAUGAGAUGGGAUCCACGGAGAAUUCAGGAUUCGCACAAGUGCAGCUUUUCCCCUUCAUCAAGAAGAUCGUGACCGAGGUCAACUCGUUCAUCUUCUUUGGCGAAGAGCUCUCAAGAAAUGCCGAGUUCAGACAAGCAGCGCUCGAGUUUCCGCAGACUGUCGUGUUUGCAGCCGAGCUUCUACGCAUCACGCCCAUCAAGGCCUUGCGUCCACUCGUCGCAGCCGUGGCAACCCAGCAACACCGAGCAGCCAAGACACUGUUCCGCCAUUUAGAGCCCAUCGUCAAGCGACGACUGGCUGCCCGGGCUGAGCUGCAGUCGGACGGGUCGGGUCGCACGGCCGAGAAUACGAACAAGGACUGCAUGCAAUGGCUGAUUGACACAUCCCCGCGCAAGAAUCCGUGGUCGCCUGCGCGGAUGGUGGGUGAGAUCAUGGCGGUCUGGUUUGGUUCGGUCCAUCAGCUCGCCAUGACCACCACGUACGCCAUUUACGACAUGUGUGUCCACCCCGAGUAUGUCGAGCCACUGCGGUCGGAGCUGCAACGCUUGCAGCACAAUGCGAGCGGGCUGGAUAAGCUCCCGUUACUCGACAGCUUUAUCAAGGAGUCGAUUCGCUGCAACAAUUCGGAUGCUACCACGGAGGAUUCCGAUACUGUCACUGGCCGACGCAAAGCUCUCGCGCCCUACAUCUUCCAGGACGGCUCCCGCCUGCGUGAGGGAGACUGGGCCUGCGUCCCUCAGAGGGCCAUGAUGAUGGACGGGUUGCGGUACAGCCACGCCGACACGUUUGAUGGCUUCCGCUUCGCGCGCGCCAAUGAGGCCCUGCGGCAGGGCAUCACACCCGACGAAGUGCCGGACCGAGCCCCGUCCAGCCUUACCGAUUCCACCAUCGACUGGCCGAUUUGGGGGUUUGGGAAUACCGCAUGUCCCGGGCGGUUCUACGCAUCCCUGGUUCUGAAGCUGAUCCUCGUCCACAUCCUCGAGGAGUGGGAGUGUGUGAUGCCCGACCCGUCCGCGCCUCGGUGUCGAACGUGGCGGUCGAGCAUCGUACCCCGCAGUACCACCGUGGUAUCGUUCCGGCGUCAGCAGGGGCAUCGAGGGGAGGUUGUGCGCUGA